AUGGCCAUUCAUUCCAAGUACGGUAACAAGUUAGCAGACAGGAAGCCUGCGUUGCUACACAGCUCCAAGAAGUAUAGCUCUUACCAGACCGUGUUUGGGCUGCCCGGUCAACAUAGCAAUCAGAUGAUGGCCACGCCAAAGCCAAGAUGCAAGUGCACCCAGUCUGAAGAGGAAGAGCACUAUGAGUAUCCCAAGGAGGAGGCGGAUCAAGCCUUAUUCUCGCCCUUUCUCAUGCGAGAUAUCCAUACAGGAAAAUGCAGAAAAUGGACGCCUCGUUCACGAGCUUCUGCGCAAAUGUCCUUCCACAAUACCAAAAAACCCAAAGACAUCUUCAGGAAUAGCCUUCUUGCGACAAAAGCCGAGAAGAGAGAGCUGCUCCAACAUGCAGACGAGAUCGGCUAUACAAAGCCAGCCAUUGUUAACUUUAUCCGUUUGAACAAGUUAUGUGGAGAUGGCUACAAGCUUACACCUAUCUUAACCAUGCAGCAAGGAUUCAUCAAUUAUCUAGAAAGGGAGGGACCGGGGACCUUGAUCGCCAGCCUCCUUACAGCCGUGAGACACGGAAGGCUUGAGGUGGAGAUCAAUCCCAAAGGGGUAUCAACCGUCCAUGAGCAUCAUCUCUCUAGAAGACAUGAAGUUUUAUCUUAA
Messenger RNA from Lobosporangium transversale, 648 nucleotides. RefSeq lists its product as hypothetical. Bases 1 to 648 code for a protein of 215 amino acids. The transcript is spliced from 4 exons. The record is from RefSeq and is a predicted model, not a curated record. Lineage: Eukaryota; Fungi; Mortierellomycota; Mortierellomycetes; Mortierellales; Mortierellaceae.